CAGGAGCUUGUAAGUGUUCAUCAGCUCCUCAUGCUAGACGACGAAUGUCGCUCGACUCCAAAGCCAACCCUGCAGGAUGACCGGCGUCUCCAAGUCUACGUAUCUGGAUAAUUUAUGCAACUUUCUGGAUACCUUUUCGUCCCGACCUCUGCCGGCCACCUUGUACCGCAUCCAACAUUCGGGUUCGCGAGCUUACUUGGAUGGCGGGAACCUGAAGGCGCGGUCGAAUUUGGUACCUGAAAACGUGCAAGAGCUCUGUUUCGCUGUCGCAGAGCAUUUGAAGUGGUUUCGGUCGAGAGUAGACAGCUGCUUCAUAUCAGUAUGGGACGAUCCAUGGUGCGCUCAUUCGUGGGGAGAGAUCCGGGCGAGGCAAAGGGAGCCCGGUGGAAGUGAUGUCGUCCUGUACGAGAUUGACACCAAGUUCUUGGGCAAAGGGCUCGCCAGUAUGGUCUUUCAUGUCGAUUCUCUACUUACAUCGCUUGGAUUGAAUCGGCCGACAUUACUGAAAGGGCAGGAAUAUCUCAUCCUGCUCGGCGUACCCGCAAAGGCUAUCAAAUACUCCCAUAACAUCUCGGAGCCGGCUCUUGGAGCUGGCAUACUGAAGCAAAUUGACCUCGAGGCGUGCCAACAUAGACCAUCUCACGAUUCAACACAUCGGCAAAUCUGCUUGACAUGUGCUAGCGAAACAGCUUUGGAUCGACAUCUGCAAUCACGCAGAGUAGCGUUUAUGGGCCUCAAUGGACACGCAAACGGUCAAGUCAACGGGCCCAUGAAUGGUCACACAAAUGGCAUCGUUCAUCUGGAUGGCUAUACCAACGGACACACCAACGGACUCUCAAAUGGUAUCACGAACGGUCAUACUAAUGGCUCAGCGAACGGCCAAAUGAAUGGGAACGGCCUCAAUGGCAUCGAGAAUGGCCACGUCAAUGUGAACGGCAAUGGUCAAACAGCCACGCCCUCCAAUUCAUCAUCAGAUUCGAGAGGCAGCUACGUACCCGGUGGAUUUCUCCAGAUCCCUCAUUGCGAUCCGGAGAACGGAUGGCAUCCUAUUGGAUGAACAAAGGGAUGACUAGGAAGGCAGACGACGAAUGAUGAUCGACAUUACGUUUUUCACAUGCGAUGAUGAUGGCGAAAACCUGAAAAAAAAAAUGCAUGAAGUGAAAUGGAACAGCGAGAUCAAAAACGAGCGAGGGAUGCUACGGCAUAACAGUGCGAGGCCGAGGCGAAAAAGCGAGAAAUGAUUACCAUUCCCCCAAAAAGUCUGAUAUACCAAUACUCGGGGUUUUUUGUUCUCUCUCACUCUUUGUAUACUAAUACCAACAGCCUUUUACUGUACUACGGAGGGAGCGGGAAUUUGUGAGAUGCAAUGUAAAACUUCUUAUUGUCU
Molecule: messenger RNA, 1387 nt
Organism: Pseudocercospora fijiensis CIRAD86
Lineage: Eukaryota; Fungi; Ascomycota; Dothideomycetes; Mycosphaerellales; Mycosphaerellaceae
Exons: 2
Coding region: 77-1057 (326 amino acids)
Source: RefSeq, a predicted model, not a curated record